Molecule: messenger RNA, 1196 nt
Organism: Adineta steineri
Lineage: Eukaryota; Metazoa; Rotifera; Eurotatoria; Adinetida; Adinetidae
Source: the annotation of a GenBank genome assembly
AUGUAUCCAAAUAUCGGAUCAGGUUCAUCAUAUCCAUCGGCACCACCACCACCAUCUACUUCAACAUCAAAUACUUCUACAUUAGGUAAUACAGGGGCACCAAAACCUGUUGGAUUUUCUAGUCUAAUGGCACAACCAAAUAAUCAAGCUACUCCUUAUCCAGGUGGACAAGCAUCACAAACACCAUAUCCACCAGGUGCUCCACCAUCAUCAUCGUCAUCUUAUACUAAUCCUUAUGCAUCAAAUAAUCAACCACCAAAUUCAAAUAAUUUUUCACCAUAUUCUCUCCCACAAAUGGGGCAACAGCCUCCACCACCACCAUCACAACAAGGAGGUAGUAAUUUUCAACAAAGUCCUUAUCCUCCACAAUCAAGUCCUUAUCCAAGCUCAAAUCCAUCAGCUGGAUAUCCAGGAAAUCCAAAUUCAAAUCCAUCAGCUGGUGGUUAUCCAGGAAAUCAACCUCCACAAGGUAAUGCAGGUUUUCAAAAUCCAUACGCUGCAUCAAAUCCUUAUCAACCACAACAAGGUAAUCCUGGCAAUCAAAAUCCUUAUCGACCAGCAAAUCCUUAUGCUGCACCACAGGGAAAUGCUGGCUUUCAAAAUCCAUAUCAAUCGCAACAAGGCGGUUAUCCUCAACAACAACCAUACAAUCCACAACAACAACAACAAUAUCCAAAUCCUCAACAAGCUCCAGGUGGAGGAUUUAAUCCAAACUCAUUUGGUGGAGCACCAGGUGGAGCCCCAGGUGGUCCUGUUAAUGAUCGUAUUCGAGCCAUAGCUGGUCGAUAUGAAAUAAAUGAUCAAUUAGCUCAACGUUUAAAUAUUCUUCAACAAUUUGAAAUUGUUGUUCUUUGUGAUGAUUCCGGUUCAAUGAAUACACCAGUUGAUGGAACAAAUGGUACUCGUUGGGAUGAAUUACGAUCUAUUGUACAAAUAAUUAUUGAAAUCGGUGCCGUAUUUGAUUCUAAUGGUGUUGAUGUACAUUUUCUUAAUCGUCCAUCAAUGCCUAGCGUAACAGAUUCUCGACAAGUUAUGGAAUCAUUUAGCCAACGUCCAGCAGGUUUAACACCAUUAACAACAUCAUUAAGACGAAUCUUUCAAUCUGCAGCAAGUAAACCUGGUAGUGAUAAACGUUUACUUGUAUUCGUUGCUACAGAUGGAGCACCAACAGAUCCUAAUGGAAAUGUUGAUAUACA